Molecule: messenger RNA, 4355 nt
Organism: Schistosoma intercalatum
Lineage: Eukaryota; Metazoa; Platyhelminthes; Trematoda; Strigeidida; Schistosomatidae
Source: the annotation of a GenBank genome assembly
UUUUUGGUGACACUUUUAAAAAAGCAUCUGAAACGAGGGCGAACAGGUUUGGAGAUGCUUUGUGGUGUAUGAUAGAAUUGUGGGAGAUACAAAAUGUCAGGUGGUCCUACUGUCCUCCUCUCUGAUGGGAAAUGUAAAGAGCGAUGUAAUAGUGAACGAAAUGGCGGAAGCUAUGAUCCUGUGAGGUGGAGUGAAUAUUUUAACAUACGGGAUGAUAUAGAACUCGAAGGGGGUACAUUUAGAAUCUAUCGUCGAGGUGUCGAAGGGCCUCUUCUCUUCUUCUUACAUGGUGGUGGUUUCUCAGCUUUAACAUGGGCGGUCCUAAGUACUCUUAUUACUGAUCAAGUUAAGUGUCAAUGUUUGGCAGUAGAUAUGAGGGGCCACGGUGAUACAAAGUGCCUCAAUGAUGAUGACCUAUCUAUCGACACUCUCUCAAAGGAUAUAAUAAAAAUAAUAUUUGCUAUGUAUCCAAUGGAGGCUCCGCCAAUUAUCCUUGUGGGCCACAGUAUGGGUGGAGCUGUAGCAGUACAUGUGGCAUGCAAGCGAACUAUCCCUUCUUUGGCUGGUCUUGUUGUUAUUGAUGUGGUUGAAGGAUCUGCUUUGAGCUCAUUACGUGGCAUGACAGCUUUCUUACGUGGUCGUCCUCAAAGUUUUCUUUCUUUACCUCAAGCAAUUGAGUGGAGCGUUCGCAGUUCGCAAAUACGUAAUGUAAAUUCAGCUCGUGUGUCUUUCCCUGGUCAGUUAAAGCGUAUCACAAGUGGUCAGACUGCAACAAGCGAACUAGAUUCAGGGAUCGCAGUUCUUUCUAAAACUGUUCCGCCUAUUCCUUCUGUAACUUCAACGCUAGAUGGUAGAGUCUCUUCUGUAAGUCGAUUAUCAAGUCAGCCAUUGGUUGAAGAUUCAGAAGUAGAUAACUCUAGAAGUUCAGAAAUCAAUUCUGAAAAUAAUUUAGAAGUUGAUCAAAAUUCAACAAGUCUUCCUAGCUGUCAUAAUGAUGCUGACAGUUUACAAUACAAUACAGAAAAUGUAUCGGUGGAUUCAUCUAAAUUUCCCAGUCAGUCUAUUGGAGAAUCUAUUCAUUCAAUAAGUGGUAGUACACUUCCUUCUUUUACUGACUCUUCUACUAUUUCAAAACAUUCUGGUUUGGUAACAUGUCAGUCGGAUCGUCCACAGUAUACUUGGCGAAUAGAUUUAAUUAAAACACAACCAUUUUGGCAAGGAUGGUUUUCUGGUUUGUCUAAACUAUUUUUAUCAAUACCUGAACCAAAAUUACUUCUGUUAGCUGAUGCUGAUCGAUUGGAUAAAGAUUUAACCAUUGGACAAAUGCAAGGUUUGUAUUAAAUUUUUUGUCUUAUUAUUGACGUUAUUUUAGCAAAAUAUACCAGUGAAUGUCUACGAUUAUUAUGAUUUAAAUACAGUACAGACAGUAUUACAGCCCACACACAAAUCAAGUGACUUGUGUGGCGCAUAUUUAUUCGGUGUCCCCUUGUACCAAUAUUUAUGUGUUCAAUUAAAAAAAUACAAACAAGAUAUAUAGAUUCUUAUUCUAGCUUCAAGUCAUAUUUAGUGCUUAAGGUUUGGAGAUUAGCUCGGGCAGGUAAUAAAAUUAAUAUACUUAAUAACAUUAACGUUAAUAUCACUUUGUAUCAUUUCAUCUUACUCGAUUCGUUCAUUUAUUCUGUUCAUGUUGAUUAAAUAUUAGGUGUAUGUUGAUGAGUUAACGCAUGAACCAUAUUGUGUAAGGAAUGUUAAGAUUUAUGUUUUGUGUCAUGAAUUUCUUUUGACUGUAUCUUGUAUAUUUCUAAAGCUAAGGAUCAUGAAUAAUAUUUUUUUCUAAAAAUCAACCGCACUAAUUAAUAUCCCAGUUUUAAUAUUUUUUUAGUGAUAAACAAGUUUAUGUUCUUCUGAGUUAAGACAUUUUAGUUGAAAGAAACCAGAAUGAGAGAUUUCUGUGUCGUCUAAAAAACGAUGCUCAAACGAAAAGAGCUAUUCUCUGAAGUUUAUGGAUAAGUUUAUAACUGAAAUACUUAAAUAAGCAUAAAUCAUCUCUUUUUUUUAAUGAAUAAUGAUAUGGUGAACAGUGCAAAUCGAAGAAUAAGCACCACACUAAUAACCAGCAUCCUGUAUGAUAAAUUAAUCCCACUGUAUAAAACGUAUGUCUGAAAUCAAAUGUUUACAUAUUUUUAUUAAAGUCAUAUCUGUUAGUUUAUAUGUAUAUGCUGCAGUAUAUCUUUUUCGGAAGGAUAUAAAGGCAAAAUGCUACUUGAUUUCUUGAACAUAUACCUAAUUUUUAUUAGUGGUUGAGUUAUAAAUAAUGAAUUGAUAAGUACAUUGAUAUUUACUUCAUAAUGUUACUGAUAUGUAUUAUUGUCAUCAGUAUUGAUAUUCAGGUUGUACGAGCCGUGUAGGUAGGUACUGACUAUUACCUGAUUGGUACUCAGGUGAUUAUCCUAGCCUAUAUUUGAAGAUAACUGUUUCACCAUAUAAACCUAGCAUUGUUUAUUCUAGUAUUUCAUUCAUUGUAUCAUUUAUCAGUGUGUAUUUAUAACUUUUUUUUUAUCUGCAUUAAGGAUUUUAGUUAUUUUUCCUACAUUUGACAUAUUCGAUUGUGCCUGGAAAUGUUUUUGAAGUCAUUGAAUACAAAAAAAUUAGACAAUUUGUGUACUCUUGAUUGGUUUGUAUGAAGACAGUAUAUUAUAGAACGAGCUAAAAAUAAAUCCAGUCAGUUCUCAACCAUUCAGAAAAUUGUUUUGUAAAUAGAUAGUUUGUGGAGAAGAAAACAAUAAUAUAACUAAGCGCAAACAGAUUUGAUAUAAUUUUUGAAUUUAUUAACAUCUAACACAGGUACGUUACUCUUUCUGUAAAUCGAAAGAAAACUAAUACAUAAAAGCUCGUUCAUACGAAUGUAGAUUAUACUUGUUCUCGAACACUUAUAGAGAUCCAAACAGAUUGUUAAGAGUCUACACAUCGUCCCUGGUUAGGAUUAAGUAUUUAGGGUUAGGUUUUUCAACACAAACUGACAUCAGGCAUAACACGAAAGUGUUCUAUAGUUAUAUGGGUGAAUGAAUUUCAUGCAAAAAUAUAAGAGAAGGUACUGUCUGACUAGUUUGUCCAUGAAAUGUAGUGUCACCAGUUCAAGACUUAUUUCUGUAUUGGAUGUUUAAGGUUAGAAUUUAGAGACAGUGUCGAUUUGUGUGUUGCAUACAAUUUACAGAGAAAGAACUGAAUUUUUAAUUCACUCAACGCCAUCAUUUUUACCCUGUGGUGACAAAAACCUAUUUUUGGCUAUCACUUUAAAUAUUUUGAGGAGUCUAGAAAUGUAUUUCUAAUACUCGUUAUACGUGAUAUUUGAUCUGUACUCUAAGUCAAAUUCUCAAUUCUGUUUGGUUCAUCUCUUAAGUAUACUUUAUACAAUUUAUAUUCAUACAAUGUAGUUUUUUUAGGUAAAUUUCAGGUUCAACUGUUCCCUCGUGCUGGUCAUGCCGUUCAAGAGGAUACUCCAGAUAGAGUUGCGGAAUGCCUGGCUAGAUUUCUAGUACGCAACCGAUUCACUGAAGCUCGUUCAGAUUUGUGAACAAUUAAUUAAUUGACCAUUUUGAAGUAACAACAUCAGUGUCAUCGUAGAUUCGUAUUGAAUGUUUUGGUUUUUUCGUUUGUUGAGCGAAGAAACUAUCUUCAGAAAUGUGUACUCUAAGCUGAGGAUAAUUUUGAAUUGCAUAUAAUUAGUUAUUGUUGUUAUCAUAUUUCCUGUACAAAAUUAUCUUUUUUCGGAGUUUUCCUUGAUUUUCGUAAAUUAGAGAUCUUCAAAGGGAAAAGUGUUCAUCAGUUUAUCAUUAACUGUUUUAUUUAUUCACUUACUAUACUUGAAGUUGUUUUUUAAAUCUUGGUUAUUGUUGUCUUGUAGUUCUCUUUUAACAGAGUUGUUUGUGUUAUUUUAAAUGCUGGUGCUAAUAACUUAUAUUGUCAAGUCUAUUAUUUGUUUCUGUGUGGUAAUCAAUCACAUUAACUUUUUCUUUUCGGCUUUUCUCUCUCGUAUAUUUUAUGUUCUUACGUGUAUGUGGUUGUUGAUACGAUUCAGUGCGCUUAUCUACUUUUUCUAUUCGAUGUUUUUACCAUUGUUAUUCUUUCUGUCUCCCUUCUGCUCUUAUCUUUUCGAUUCAUGUAUUUUUACAAAGAAUAUUUCUCACUGACAAUCAAGAUGAAGUGUUAAUAAAACUAUAAAUGCUAGUGAUUAGCAUCUUGUAUUAUUAAAAUCCGUGUUUUUUUCUUUCUCGUGUUGGUGAUUAACAAAUAAAAUUAUGCGAUUGUUAGUUCAUUUCUGAUAAUCAAUAAUUUCAUAAUGUGUUUGGUUGCUA